AUGCAAGUAGAAUUCAAGAUGAUUGAAGGCCCAAUGUUAGAGGAUGAAUGUGUGAUGAAAAAUCAGAAGAUAGGCCCAUGGCUUCUUCUCCCUUGUCUCUAUCGUUUAUUGAACGCCCCCCCUGGCGAUCCCAAUAGAGCGAAAGAGUUAACUAGGGGUCUUCAAGCCUGGUAUGUACGAUUAGCAAGCCUUGCGGCGGCAAGAGGAUUAGAUGCCCUGCAUGCUACAGGCUUGGCUGAUAUAAUACCCAAGAGCACUCUGCUAUGGAAGCUGAAGCUGCUCAAAUCAGCCGCUGCUUAUGCCAAUUCCCGUCUACAUGCCAUUACAGCGGAAGUACUAGUGCUUGCUAGAGCAGGAAGUAAUGGCUUACGGUUCUCUGAUGGUUCUAUUUCAGAUGAUGUUCAACAUGGCAAGGAUAACAUGCUUCCCAGUGGAGAUGAAGCUCAAAGGCUGUCAGGCGCAUUGCAGAACUGCAAAAUUCGUUACUUCAAGGACAAUGGGCACACCAUUUUAUUGGUAGGUGAGGAUACUUUUGUCUUUCUUUCUCGUUAUAAGAUGCUGCUAGACUUUUGUGAAUCUCUUACCACCGGAUAUUAG
Molecule: messenger RNA, 597 nt
Organism: Ilex paraguariensis (yerba mate)
Lineage: Eukaryota; Viridiplantae; Streptophyta; Magnoliopsida; Aquifoliales; Aquifoliaceae
Source: the annotation of a GenBank genome assembly